This is a messenger RNA of Lotus japonicus, 1776 nucleotides long. RefSeq lists its product as uncharacterized. Lineage: Eukaryota; Viridiplantae; Streptophyta; Magnoliopsida; Fabales; Fabaceae. The coding region runs from base 124 to 1416 and encodes 430 amino acids. The record is from RefSeq and is a predicted model, not a curated record. The transcript is spliced from 7 exons.
UCAGCACUGAAACACAAGCAGCAACACCCACCAUUGUAAUUUCUUUUCUCUCUCUCUUGUUUGAAUCAUCACAGAGAGAGUGAGAGAAACAAACUACAUAUUAUUAUUAUGUGAUGUGAUGAUAUGUUGAUUUUCUCUCCAUCCAACUCUUUCACUCUUCCUUCCCAAUUCCCCCCACCCUCAUGCCUCGUUCCCACCUUCGUCUGCGCUUCUUUUCGCCGCCGCAGUCGUCGCCGCAACCGUCGCAACAAGCUCUCCUCCCCCCUCACCACCACCACCACCUCGUCGGAACCCAAGCUCGAAACAGUUCUCGACCUCACUCACCUGACCCCUUUCCAAGUUCUCAUCCCUUCCUUCCGUUCCGAAUUUCGCCGCUUCAUUUCAUCCGGCAAAGACGCUUACCGCGAUUUGCAGACCCUCUUCACUCUCGACGAUAACCGCAGACUCGUGGUUUCGUGUCGCCCUUCCACCUUGCAUUUCGUGGGAACUUCAGCGGCUCUCACCUUCCUCGUGUUGUCUGUUUUCAGGGUUUUGGUCCAAUUGGUUUCUGGGUUUGGCUCUUGGCGUCGAAACGCCUCUACCUAUAAGCCCGUGGUGCGUAGGGACCGGAGCCUCGGGGGAAAGGAGGUGGUUAUUGCGUGGGGUGAAAGUCAGAGUCAGAGCACCCCUGCUUCCAGGGUUCAGCGCACUGCUAUUGCAAAGAACAAGGUUCGGGUCGAAAAGAAAUUGCCAAAAUGGUGGCCAAGUGUGAUCAAUAAUGCUGCUGUUGUCUUCGACGUCAAUGAGCGAGAUGAAUAUAAGAGAGAGGCUUACAGAGUUGUUCGAGCAAUUGUCGACAAUAGGAUGGGCGGAAGAGACAUCUCAGAGGAUGAUAUAAUUCGUCUGCGUCAACUAUGCAGAUUUUCUGGUGUUCAAGUGUCUGUGGAACCAACAAAUAUCCGGGACUCCUUAUACCGAGCAUCUGUUAACUAUGUUCUAGAUGCUUGCAGCAGUGCACCUACUACCUCUACUUCAAUUGAUAUCAAUGGUGAGGAUGCUCAACAAUUCCUUGCUGGAUUUGCUGAAAACAUUGGCCUUGAAAAUGUUCGUGCUGCAACAAUUGUGUGUGCAGCUGUUGCUGCAAGUACACGCUCCCGUCUUCUACAGGCUUGGGCUCUCGAAAUGCAAGGAAAACAUGUUGAUGCAACGGUAGAACUGUCAAAGAUAUGCCUUCUUCUACGAAUAUUUCCUCCUGAGGAAUCUUCUCCUGAAAUGGAGAUGGUUAGUCGGGGCCUACAGAAACACUUAAAACUGGAACAAAGAAAACACCUAAUGUUUCUCUUUGGUAAAGUUUGUGGUGAGGACAGUCACAGGAUUGCAAGAGAAGCCCUUGGUUUGAUGCAUUCUGAUCAACUUGAGGACAAGAUGGCACUGUGAAAGAUAAUCUCUGCCUGCAGCCUCUCGCUCAAAAAAGAAAACUGACUUCACACUGCAUUCUUUUUGACAAGUUCAAUUGUUUAGUAUUAUAUGUUUAUUCAAUAAUAUUUAGCUAGUAUAUCAAUACUAUUAUUUACUUUUAAAAUGGGUUUUUAUAACCCAACAGUAGUUGGUUGAAGUGAAAGGGGACUUUGGCCCUAGAUGAAUUUUACUCGUGAUGUCAAGGGUUGAAUCACUGAAGUCCUCACUCUAGUGAAGGAUCACCUGAGGGAAAUCCCAUAACAAUGCUGAGGGUAUUCCUGGUCAAAGGAUUCUCUCAUUGUGCCCAAAUUCAAAUCCCACAUAUCUUUAGUUGUUUUA